GGGCAUCGCACGUGGAGUGGGGACUGCAAAGAUUCUUGGACGUGUGCAUAGUGCACAGAUGCGACUUGCGGACUUGCAUCUUCCAUGUUCGUUCACGAUAAUGGAGAUCUUCUCCUCGGGCUCGACAUGCUGAAGGCACACCAGGCGUGCAUUGACCUCGAAAAAUCCGUACUGCGUAUCCAAGGGCGUGAAGUACGAUUCCUCUCUGAACACGAACUCCCAGAGAAAGCACGGUUGAUCGACUCAGGAGCGGACGAUCCCAUCGCGUCUACCUCGGGCUCUUCCAGCAGCGCUCCACAACCUGCACAGACGAGCGGUGGUAGAAGCGCUGGUGCCAGCGGCUCGUCGUUCCCAGGUGGAGGAAAUACGCUGGGUUCUGCACCUACACCACGUGCAUCGACACGUCCUGCCGCUGCUCAGUCACGACACCCAGAUUCUGCUAUCGAGUUGAUCAUGGGACUUGGCGUAUCGCGGGAGGUGGCAAUCAGCAUGUUGGAUGCCGCAGGUGGGAAUGUGGAUGCUGCUGCAAGUUUGUUGUUCUGAGUCCCAGGGUGGGCGGGGAUGAUGAGAAGACAUCAAUAUUCUUGGACCUUGUAUCUUUGGGAUUGCAAAAUGUACGAUGUGAUGAAUGAUAAAUGAAGUAAAUUGGCAUGCCCAGCUCGUCGCAAGAACA
Molecule: messenger RNA, 673 nt
Organism: Suillus plorans
Lineage: Eukaryota; Fungi; Basidiomycota; Agaricomycetes; Boletales; Suillaceae
Exons: 3
Coding region: 85-543 (152 amino acids)
Molecular function (GO): protein binding
Source: RefSeq, a predicted model, not a curated record